Messenger RNA from Pseudovirgaria hyperparasitica, 1455 nucleotides. RefSeq lists its product as uncharacterized. Lineage: Eukaryota; Fungi; Ascomycota; Dothideomycetes; Acrospermales; Acrospermaceae. The coding region runs from base 222 to 1334 and encodes 370 amino acids. The record is from RefSeq and is a predicted model, not a curated record. The transcript is spliced from 2 exons.
GCAUCAUCCACACGAGGUAGGAUUUUGAGGCGUGCAUGAAUGGGGAAUGAUUCUGCGCUGCUGCGCGGAUUGGAUGAUGAGUGUGUCUGUUGUUCGCGAGUGGGCGCAAGGGGUUGGAUGAGUAUAUAAGAGAGGGGAUGGAGAGGUUAGGGACUAGAUAACAACUUCUGGCAUCUGGAUCUACUUGCGUGUUUACAAUUGCGAAGACUUUUUCUCUGUGUAUGUUUGGACUUUCUGACCUGAUGGCUGAAAGAGGUUUCGAGAGCAUUCAUUCGGGGCACGAUAAGCUGCCGCGAGACUCAGCGGUCAAGCGUGGGAUCAAGAAGGUCGUCGGUGCUUUUGGGUUCACGAAGACGUAUAACUUUGUGCUCUACACCAUAACAGUUGGUGCGCUGGUCGGCUUCGUGCUGGCUCGACUGGAGUAUCUCAAUGUUGGAGGCGUGUUCCUUGCGAAAGCCAUCCCCGGCGAAGCCUACCACUACACCCACGGCCACCGCCGCAUCGGCAUCACCAUCCACCUCAUCGGCGUGCUCUUCGGCGGCCUCCUCGCCGCCCUCCAGUUCACACCCAUCAUCCGCCACAAAGCCCUCUGGCUACACCGCAUCAGCGGCUACGCCGCCACAACCCUCCUCCUUCUCGGCAACGCAGGGGCAUUCAUGAUCAUGGACACCAGCAUCGGCGGCGCGCCCGCAAUGCGCGUGUGGUUCGGCCUCCUAGGCGCCGCCACCACGCUCGGCCUCAUCCUGGCCGUUACCAACAUCAAGCGCCUGCAGAUCGACGCGCAUCGCGCCUGGAUGAUCCGUGUGUGGAGCUGGGCGGCGUGUAUUGUCAGUCUGCGGCUGCUGCUGCUGGCGGGCAUGCAUGUGGUGCGGGUGUACGGGGUCGAGCUCGUGACGGCGCUGCGCUGCGACGAGAUCUUCAGCAUGUACACGAUCAACGCGGGGAUUCCGGACGCGCAGAACCCGGCCGGGCUGAUUUAUAGCGAGUGUGGCGCUGGGGCGAAGACGAGUGCGGUGCAGGUGUUGGUGUCGAGUCUGGGGACGGGGCCGGAGAGUAGUGCGGCGGCGCUGCGGCCGUUGUUUCUGAUGGCGGCGUGGCUGGCUUUGGCGAUUCAUGGGUCGUUGGCGGAGUUGUAUUUGUGGUUGACGCCUGCGGAGAGUUAUCGGUUGAGGGUUGUGAGCUAUCAGAGGCAGGUUGCGAGGGGGUGGAGGAAGGCCGGGGAUGGGAAGGAUGCCGGGUUGACGAGUACGCGACUGGGAGAUGCGCCGGCGUGGUGGUCGUUGCCGGCUGAGGAGCAGAUCAAGAUUUUGGCUGGUGAGAGGAUAGCUGCUUGAGGUGCUAGCGAGAUAGAGGAUGAUGAAGAUGAUUUUGAUCUCAAUAUGUUAUGGAGUCAGGAUAGGUCGGGCGGCCAGUAUGUGGCAUGAUAUGAUGUAGUCUUUCUGUAAUUCCUCUACU